This is a messenger RNA of Rhinichthys klamathensis goyatoka, 1794 nucleotides long. RefSeq names its product protein disulfide isomerase family A, member 2 (gene pdia2). Gene Ontology annotation, cellular component: endoplasmic reticulum. The record is from RefSeq and is a predicted model, not a curated record. Gene Ontology annotation, molecular function: protein disulfide isomerase activity. Lineage: Eukaryota; Metazoa; Chordata; Actinopteri; Cypriniformes; Leuciscidae. The transcript has 11 exons. Gene Ontology annotation, biological process: protein folding; response to endoplasmic reticulum stress. Bases 81 to 1763 code for a protein of 560 amino acids.
AUCAGCGCCUCAAGACCAGACAGCAGCAUUUUACAGCUCAUUUCAGCACUUUUACUACAGGUCCGCUGAACUGACUGACCAUGAGGCUUCUACACAUUCUGGGGUUCACCCUCUUGCUCUGCGGCCUGUGUGUGAGGGCAGAGGAUGAAAAGACUGAGGACAACGUUGAAGAAAAAGGAAACAACGGGGAAGAAAAAGUUGAGGAAGGCACUGAAAAUGAUGCAGAACCAGAGAAACAAGAAAAGACAGAUAAAAUUACAGAAGAAAACGACGUUUUGGUGCUUCAUAGUGUCAACUUCGACAGAGCGCUCAGUGAGAACAAGUUCCUGCUUGUGGAAUUUUAUGCUCCAUGGUGUGGUCACUGCCGCAGUCUGGAGCCCAUUUAUGCUGAAGUGGCUGGACUGCUGAAAAAUGGUUCAUCUGAUGUACGGCUGGCUAAAGUGGAUGCCUCAGAAGAGAAAGAACUUGCCAACGAGUUUGCUGUGGGUGGUUUUCCCACACUUAAAUUCUUCAAAGAUGGCAACAGGCAAAAUGUCACCGAUUUUUCUGGAAAGCGAACUGUAAAAGGAAUCACGAUGUGGCUGGAGAGGCACACAGGCCCCAGUGCUGCUGUUCUCAAUGAUGUGAAGAGUGCAGAGGCUCUGCUGGAUGCAAAUGAGGUGGUUGUGGUUGGAUUCUUCCAGGAUUUGGAAGGAGAUAAGGCAAAGACAUUCUAUGAUGUAACUUUAAUAGCAGUGGACUUUAUCUUUGGCAUCACAAGCAACCCAGACAUCUUCAAUAAGUAUAAUGUAAAGAGUGACUCAAUGGUGCUCUUCAAGAAGUUUGAUGAAAAGCGGGCAGACAUGCCACUCUCCGAGGAAAAGCUAGACAAAGGGGAUCUGAUUUCAUUCAUCCAUUCUAAAAGUAUGAAACUUGUCAUUCCAUUUAAUGAAGAGAACGCUGAUCACAUUUUUAGCUCUAAGGUCCGUAAUCAUAUGCUACUAUUCAUUAAUACAACUGUGGAAUCCCAGAAUGCACUGCUCGAAGAUUUUAGAGAUGUUGCCAGUGAGUUUAAGGAAAAAGUGCUUUUCAUCACGUUAGAUGUUACAUCUGACAAAGCGGAUCAUGUGCUGAAGUAUUUCAGUAUCUCUGAAAAUGAUGUUCCUAUUAUUCGCCUGAUCAACACUGAGAAAGUGGUGACAUACGCAAUGGAAGGAUCAACCAUCAACAAAGACACGCUGAGAACAUUUUGCCAGGGUGUUCUGGAUGGUACUGUGAAGCCCUUUUUGAAGACUCAAGAAAUUCCUGAGGACUGGGACAAGAAUCCGGUUAAAGUUCUUGUAGGGAAGAACUUUAAUGAAGUGGCUUUCGAUGAGACUAAGAACGUCUUUGUGGAAUUUUAUGCUCCAUGGUGUGGUCACUGUCAGCAGCUGGUUCCUGUGUGGGAUGCAUUGGGAGAGAAGUACAAAGACCAUGAGGACUUAAUAAUUGCAAAAAUGGAUGCCACAGAAAACGAUGUGGAAGAUGUCAUUAUACAGGGAUUUCCCACCAUUAAAUAUUUUCCUGCUGGGACUGAAAAGAAGAUUGUUGACUAUGAUGGAAAUAGAGAUUUGGAAACAUUCUCAAAGUUCCUGGAUAAUGGAGGAGUGUUACCAGAAGAAGAGAGCAAAAAUGAGGACAAUGAUGAUGAUGAGGAUGAUGAUGAGGAUGAAGAUGAGGUGUCGGAUGAAUCGAUAGAAGAGUCACCAAAAUCUAACAAUGAAACAAGCAAAGAUGAGCUGUAAAGACAACGCAUAAAUCAAAUCCUUUGUACUG